AUGAAACAAUUGAGUGAUGAAGCUGAGGCCAGAGCAAAAGCAUCUAAGUUUAAAAGUGUGCCUCUGCCAACAUGUGGAUCAGGUAGUGGUUCUUCUUUUGCGUCAAAUUCUUCAUCACUUGUUGAAGAUCCUAGGAAGAAGAAAAGAGGGGUUGAGAGCCCAAUAGAGAAAUUGUAUAAUGCUGCCAGACGUGAAGAAAUGGAUAGCAUAAUUGCACGGUUGUUUUAUGCAGCUGGCUUGCCAUUCCAUCUUGCUAGGUGUCCAUAUUAUAAAGUUGCAUUUAAUUUGGCUACAUCAGAUAGUAAAAGCAUUCAAGGUUAUAUUCCGCCGGGUUAUAAUAAACUAAGAACAACUCUUUUACGGAAGGAAAGAGAACAUGUUGAGAAAGAGCUAGAACCAAUUAAGAGCACUUGGAAAGAAAAAGGUGUGAGUAUUGUGACCGAUGGAUGGACCGACGAACAACGAAGACCCCUCAUGAACUUUAUGGCUGUUUCAGAGGAUGGUGCAAUGUUUAUUAAAGCAGUCAACACUCAAGGGUCAGUGAAGGACAAAGAGUACAUUUCUAAGUUGAUCAUUGAGACAAUUACGGAAGUUGGGCAUCAGAAUAUUGUGCAAGUAAUCACGGACAAUGCACCAGUUUGUAAGAGUGCAGGGCUACUUGUAGAAGGUCAGUUUAAACACAUUUUUUGGACUCCAUGUGUAGUCCACACACUAAACCUUGCUUUAAAGAAUAUAUGUCAUCCGAGAGAUAUUCGAACUAAUGUUUUAGUAUAUAAAGGGUGUGCUUGGAUUAGUGAAAUUAUUGCUGAGGUGGUACUGAUCAAAAACUUCAUCACUAAACAUUCCAUGAGAUUAGCCAUGUUUAAUGAACAUGUGGAGUUAAAAUUAUUCACACUUGCAGAGACACGUUUUGCCUCUAUUAUUAUAAUGCUUCAAAGAUUUAAAUAUGUGAAGCAAGGACUCCGUAACUUGGUAAUUUGCAAUCAAUGGUCAUCAUAUAAAGAUGAUGAUCCUAAUCAAGCAUUGUUUAUAAAAGAGAAGUUGUUGGAUGAUGAUUGGUGGAACACUUUGCAGUAUGUUAUUGAUUUUACAAAACCUAUCAUAGAAAUGCUUAGAUUAUGCGACACAUACGAGCCUUGUCUUCACUUGGUUUAUGAAAGGUGGGAUCGAAUGAUAGAUGAGGUAAAGAGCAUUAUACAUCGCCACGAGGGCUUACAAUAA
Molecule: messenger RNA, 1221 nt
Organism: Papaver somniferum (opium poppy)
Lineage: Eukaryota; Viridiplantae; Streptophyta; Magnoliopsida; Ranunculales; Papaveraceae
Exons: 1
Coding region: 1-1221 (406 amino acids)
Source: RefSeq, a predicted model, not a curated record